AUUUCUCACGCCAAAAGCGGUAUGACUCACCCGUCAAGCUUACUAUCAGUCAUCCAUUCAUGCCACGCAUUUUAUCAACGAAGCCUCUUUUGCAUCUCAUCCAAGCCCAACCAUCACAGCCAACAUUAAACGCAUUCCGUCCAUCAUGCUCAUCAAACUCGACGACCUCUCCAGCCCGGAGACCCGCGCCCUCCUGGCCCUCCACAUCGCCGAUCUCCAAGGCAAAUCGCCCGCCGAGUCCUGCUACGUCCUCGACCUCACGGCCCUCCAACAGCCUGCGAUCUCCCUGUAUACGGCCUGGCAUGGCCCGAACCUCCUCGGCUGCGGCGCACUGAAAGAGCUCUCGCCAACCUCAGGCGAAAUCAAGUCCAUGCGCACGGCGGCGGCACAUCUCCGCAAAGGUGUGGGGCGCGCCCUCGUGCAACAUAUCAUUCGUGAGGCGCGGAGAAGGGGGUAUGUGUGCUUGAGUCUGGAGACGGGGACUGACGGGUCGUUUACGGCAGCGAGGGAGUUCUAUGCUGGCCAGGGGUUCGAGGUCUGUGAAGCGUUUGGGGAUUAUGUUCCCCGUGCCGGGAAUUGGUUUAUGACGUUGAGGUUGGGUUGAAUGGAAUAUUGAUUUGUGUUGAAACAAUAGCAAAUCGUUGAAUGAUUCCGUAAUGACGCCCGAUCUAGGCUGUGCUAAUAGUACUUGUGCAGGGUAUCAAGCUCACAAAGGGGUAUGUAGGUAGUUACCUAGCGAAUAGAGCGCAGCUGCGACGACUGAGAUUGGAAGUAGCUCAUGUAUGUGCUUGAUUGAAGAGAAUAAGCUCAACGGUUGUCCUGGAUGUAUGUGAGCCAAAGUGUUCGGUCUGUCGCAAGAUUGACACAUGCGCUAGUCAAUUAGGCGAUUGUUCCCGACGAGCACAUGCUCCAGUCCCAACAUUUGUAUG
This is a messenger RNA of Aspergillus aculeatus ATCC 16872, 929 nucleotides long. RefSeq names its product GNAT family N-acetyltransferase. Gene Ontology annotation, molecular function: acyltransferase activity, transferring groups other than amino-acyl groups. Lineage: Eukaryota; Fungi; Ascomycota; Eurotiomycetes; Eurotiales; Aspergillaceae. Bases 146 to 604 code for a protein of 152 amino acids. The record is from RefSeq and is a predicted model, not a curated record. The transcript has a single exon.